Messenger RNA from Cylicostephanus goldi, 485 nucleotides. NCBI's taxonomy places the organism in Eukaryota, Metazoa, Nematoda, Chromadorea, Rhabditida, Strongylidae. The record is from the annotation of a GenBank genome assembly.
AUGAUAAUCGAUAUAUCGAUUGAACAUACACGUAAAUUUUCAGCAAUUUCUCGGAUCGAGGCCAAACUGACCAUACCAGAAAAGAUUGGACGGCUGGCAGGAUGGGAUAAAUGCGUAUCGCUUAGUCCAACUGGUCGUGUAGUUGAACGAGAUGGUGGUGAAUGGUGGAGUGAUGGCUGUCGUCAUUGUUUCUGCGAACAGAAGCAGGAGUACUGUUCGUUGAUAUCAUGCGCACCAAGGCCUGCAGAUUGUGCCGAAGAGAAUUGGGUACACGAAGAAGGUAAUUUUUGGUUUUCUCUGAGUUGGGCUAUACUCUCACCUUAUUGCGCAUUGAUUGCCCGAACAGACUUGCGUCGUGAUUGUGCGGAUUUGCAUGUGAGUCAUGGUACCUUUGUGUCUUUUCGCGGCAGAACCAUGUCUGUACCCUACAAUUUCUCCCCGCUCUCUCCUUGGCUGCUUGCCAGCGCUACUCUCCACUUUUAGCG